UUCCUCUUGAUUGGCAGGGUCCAGCAUGGGGUGCAAAGGAAAAGUGUUCCACUGAGAUGUACACCCUCAGUGGGGAAUGCUGCAAGGCCUGCAACCUGGGAGAAGGGGUCGUGCAGCCCUGUGGAGCGAACCAGACUGUCUGCGAGCCGUGCCUGGACAGUGUGACGUAUUCGGAUGUCGUCAGUGCCACAGAAGCCUGUAAGCCAUGCACGCAGUGUGUGGGCCUCCAGAGCAUGUCGGCUCCUUGUGUGGAGUCGGACGAUGCUGUGUGCCGCUGUGCCUAUGGCUACUACCAGGAUGAGGAGAGUGGCAAGUGCAAGGAGUGCAAGAUCUGUGAGGUGGGCUUUGGCUUGAUGUUCCCCUGUGGGGACACACAGGACACCAUCUGUGAGGAGUGCCCCGAGGGGACUUUUUCAGAUGAAGCCAAUCAUGUGGACCCCUGCCUGCCCUGCACCAUCUGUGAGGAGAAUGAGGUCCUGGUCAAGGAGUGUACGCCAGUGUCUGAUGCUGAAUGCAGAGAUCUUCAUCCACGUUGGUCACCUCGGACCCCUACCCUGAUGGGGUCUGAGAGCCCUAUGUCUUUCACCAAGGACCCAUAUGAUACAGAAGGCAUCGUCAGCACACUAGCAGGUACCGUCACCACCAUCAUGGGCAGCUCCCAGCCAGUUGUGAGCCGUGGCACUGCUGAUAACCUCAUCCCUGUCUACUGCUCCAUCCUGGCGGCUGUGGUGGUAGGUCUGGUGGCCUACAUUGCUUUCAAAAGGUGGAACAGCUGCAAACAGAACAAACAGGCUGCCAAUAACCGGCCAGUGAAUCAGACACCUUCUCCAGAAGGAGAGAAGCUUCACAGUGACAGUGGGAUCUCCGUGGAUAGUCAAAGCCUUCAUGACCAGCAGCCACAGACGCAGACCACACAGGGACAGGCUCUGAAGGGAGAUGGGAACCUGUACACCAGCCUGCCACCUAACAAGCAAGAGGAGGUGGAGAAGCUCCUGAACAGCUCCACAGAGGAUACCUGGCGUCACUUGGCUGGGGAGCUGGGCUACAAGGAGGAUCACAUAGACUCCUUCACUCAAGAGGAGUGCCCUGUCCGUGCCCUGCUUGCCGACUGGGCCAGCAAGGACAGUGCCACUGUGGAUGCCCUUUAUUCUGCCCUGCGCAAAAUCCAGAGGGGGGACAUUGUGGAGAGCUUGUACAGUGAGUCAACUGCCACAUCACCGGUGUGAAAGCCGGGGCAGGGAGGGAGAGGCGCUCCCAAUCAGCUCCUCUGUGACCCCUACAGAGAUAUCACCAGGAAAGAAGAUGUGAAGGAAACAGGGCUCCUUUGGGACCCUGCUAUUUACAAACAAUCCUGUAUGCACUGACCUAUUAUUUUCAGUAUUGAUCUCCCGCUUUUUCCUACUUCCCCUCCCCCAUCUUCCCUCUCAUGGACUGUGUGAUGCUGAAGCAGGAGGGAGGCAGCUGAGGGGAAAUGGGAACGGAUACCUGUUUCAGUUGUGUUGGCCCCGGGGGGCAGUGGAUUCAGAAAGUUCUGUACAUGUACAGCACCCUCUUGUGUGCCCCAACAACAUACCGAGUGGCCACAACCGUUCUUGUUUGCUAUCUCCCAGAUCUCUCCUUGCUUUCUAUUCCUGUCAUCUUGCCCUUUUUCCCUUGCCUUCAUUUUUCUAUCCCAACCUUCUCCCACCUACUCUGCAUCUCUCCCCCUCAUUUCCCAUCAUCUUGUGUCCCCGUUUCUGUUUUCCCCAGAAUUGCACCUCCCAAGUUAAGGAAGAUGGACCUGGCUGAAGGCCAAGAGGACUGGGUGGGUGUUGCAACUAACACCUGGUUGAAGAGGUUGUUCAUGGGAAGUGAGAUAAGGAGUGGGGGAGCAAAAGGAUGCAGCUUAGAAGGAGCUACCCAAGGAAGGACAUGGGGAGCAAAUGAUCCACUUCUAAAACCAGACAUCUGUUCCCCUGGGGCCAGUUAGGGGCAUAGAAGAGUAGGCCUUUUUUUUUUUCUAGCAGUCUAGAGCUACACUGUGAAUCAUGAGCCUUGUGGCAUGUAUAGAGGGCAGUGGGGAAGCAGGAGGCUAUUUUGUGGAGAGCAGUACUACAAGGGCAUACAUGAAACGUGUAUUCCUUAAGUUGAGAAGAGUUUGCCUUGAGUGUUGGCAGUCAGGCUGCCUGACACACUAGGAAACAAUCCCAUUCCAUACAGAAUAAUGUCAUGGUUUCCUGCUCAGGUUCCCAGCUUUCAAAAGCCAGCCAAUUAGUUUAGAUGGUGAUCCCUCAUAGCCAGACAGUACCUAUGUUGGAGGGGAAGUGCUCCACAUAUGAAAUGGCUGGGAAAUUGCUUGCACUGGGGAGAUUGCAAACCAGAGAGCAGAGAAUGGUCACCAUUCUUCACUCAACAUGUGUACCUGUAAUCACUGUACUGCCAAAAAAGAGGGCAGUUGCACAGCCACUGACCCAGAAGCCAUCCCAGAGCUGUUACACCUUGCACUGUGUCCUUCCUGAUACUAGUGAACCAGCCACUGUGGGCUACAAAAUAAUCACAUUUGCUCCAUUAAAUGGAGACCUGAGGAGGGGAAAAGGUCCUCCAGGUGGCCUUAUUGAAUGGAUAAACCAGGCUACAAAUGCAUUGGGUAACUCACUGGAAAUCACCAGCAACUCAGAUUAACCCUUGGGGGUUCAGGUGAACUAGCCAGCUUGGUGUUACCCAAGUUUAUAAUAGCCUGUGCUACUGGACUCAGGGUUUCUUCCUAGUCUCCUUAAUGACAGUGUUAGUGAUGGAUUCUGUUUGGUUCUAUGCAGGUCCUUAGACCACACCCAUCACCAGUACCGGAGCUGGUGAGAAUGAGUUGUAGACCUGGUUCAGAAAAGCUUUCAGAUGCUCAGGUGUCUUUUUCUGAAUUAGCUGAUGCUCUUGGUAUUGGAGAUAUCCCAAGAACAGAGUCCUUUGUUUAUUUUGGGACUUCCAGGGCAGCCUCAGGAAGCAGCAGAUGCAGCAACAUUUUUAAUGGAAGGGAAAAGGGAAUAAAAUUGAUAGAGCUUUUUCCAGACUUUGAAAUAGGCUUGAGUAAAAGCUGGUGGUAGGGUUGAGAGGGAGCCUUUCUUACUUUUCCAAGCCCAUUGGGCCAGACUCUCAGUUAGAAAUUCCUUUCUUGAAGAAGAAAUUACAAACUACAAAAUCAUCCAGGAAUCAGCUGUUAUUUCCCACCCGUUGAAGGAAGCUACCAGUUUCUGGCUCUUGUUCUUAAGAAACAAAUUGAAAUGCAGCUCAGGGCAGGUGGCAUCAAAUGGUAUUCAUACUGCUUCCGCAGAUGAUCUACCUCCUGCCUUCACUGAGUUGCUAGCAUGGCAGAUAGGAGGGGGGAAGUGACUUCAAGUGAGCUGUCCUGAUAAAUACAGGAUGGUACUGAACAUACCUCACUCUAUGUAUCUUGGGAUCUGCACAUGCUAGUGUUUGAACUGCAGCGCUCCAGACAUCUGCAGGGUACAUCACCAUGACCACCCUUAAGAGUUUCAGGAAAUACCACUGACAAUGACUCAAGAAGUCGUGAUGAGGAAGAAUUCAUAAGUCGCCGACUGACUGGAGAGAGAAGGACACAGAAUGUGAGCAUGGCUGUAGAACAUGGAUCUUUCACCAGUCGAGGGGGUGGAAAUUAGAAUCAUAGGAAAAUGGGGCUGGAACGGACCUUGAAGGUCAUUUAAUCCAACUGCUGCUCAAGGCAGGAUCAUUCCUAUCCAAAUCAUUCCAGACAAAUGUUUGUCUAACCUGCACCUAAAAGCUUGAUCAAGAUUCUACAGCUAUUCCGGUGUUUAACCAAAUGUAUAAACUUAAAAUCAAGCCUGAAAGGGUUAGAAACCUGAAACUUGGCUGGGUGUUAAUUUGUUGUUGGUCUGGUCCUUUU
This is a messenger RNA of Gavialis gangeticus (Gharial), 3895 nucleotides long. It is a transcript of the gene NGFR, whose product is annotated as nerve growth factor receptor. Gene Ontology annotation, biological process: Rho protein signal transduction. NCBI's taxonomy places the organism in Eukaryota, Metazoa, Chordata, Crocodylia, Gavialidae. Gene Ontology annotation, molecular function: nerve growth factor binding; coreceptor activity; death receptor activity. The record is from RefSeq and is a predicted model, not a curated record. The transcript has 5 exons. Bases 57 to 1226 code for a protein of 389 amino acids. Gene Ontology annotation, cellular component: plasma membrane; cell surface.